Molecule: messenger RNA, 10362 nt
Organism: Scaptodrosophila lebanonensis
Lineage: Eukaryota; Metazoa; Arthropoda; Insecta; Diptera; Drosophilidae
Gene: RhoGEF2
Exons: 26
Coding region: 639-8933 (2764 amino acids)
Biological process (GO): G protein-coupled receptor signaling pathway
Cellular component (GO): cytoplasm
Molecular function (GO): guanyl-nucleotide exchange factor activity; G protein-coupled receptor binding
Source: RefSeq, a predicted model, not a curated record
CAAUACAAUCGAUCAACCAGAAAUGUUAAAAUCAAAUAAUGCGCAAUGGGAUUACUUCGCGUCCGUGCGUUAUUUUGCUGAUCAUCGAUCAGAGUUCCAUCAAGGGGCAUUAAAUGAAACGUACAUAUAUUUACAGCAUAACUUGCAUAAACACACAACCCACGAACGUCACCUGGCAACAAAACAAUACCAAUAAUAUUUUGUGAAAUCAUACUCAGAACAAACCGAGCUGGAGUUUCCUGCUGCCACCUUUUUCUUUGCAUUUUUUUGCACAGUUUUAGCUGCACUCGACAACAAGAAAAAUUUCGCAUAUUUAAAAAUAGUUAACGACAACAUACGAAGUGCUUCAAAAGUAUUUUUAUUUGCCCAAAACACAUUCCGCGCCCGGCAUUUUGCCCUCUUCUGUCAAUUGGAGUGAGUUCAGUGCCUUUUCACAAUAUCCAGAGCAGCCUUCUUCUCGUCUGCUGCCAGUUGGGAUAUAUAAAAAUAGCACUAGCAGCAAGCACAGGGCAAAGGCAAUAAACAAUAACAGAAACUACAUUUAUCCAUUAAGCACGCAUGUCUUCGUCGGCGGCUAAUUGGAGGUCGGACUAUUGCAAUUUGAAUAAUAUUUGGUAUUGGAUAACCCGAGAAACUUCAUGGAUGACCCAUCAAUCAAAAAGCGUUUGAUUGAUUUCGGUACCGAUGAACAUGAGUACGAUGAGGUUCAGGAGCUACCAGAGGAAUCAAGCAAUCAACAUAACGCUGACAGCCACAGCACUGGCGAGGGAGCAGGAGCCACAAUCGCAGCCGUGGGCGGCUCAACAGCAGCGGCCGCAGACGCAGAGUUGCCACCAGAGUUGCCACCGCCCAAGCAAAAAUCUGUAAAGAAUUCCAAAAACAAGCAGAAGCUAAAGUCGGCCAAUAAAUCGAAAAUUCCGCGCUCUCCAUCGCUAGCCAGCAGCUUGAGUUGCCUGGCGAGCAGCAUCAGUGGUAACCACAACACCAACAACAACGUGCCACCGCAAACUCCGCCAUUGCCAGCGAGCUAUCAGCAGCAGAAUAAAGCGAAGCACAUGAAUGGUGGCGGAGCAACGCCAGCGGCUACACCCACAUCGCCAACAGGAUUUAAUAAUGCCAACAACAACAGCAUCAACAGCACUAUAAUGGGUGGAGGGGUGCAAUUGAAUCCCUCUAAUAUUAGCGGAGGAGGUGUCGCCCAACGUGGCAGCCUCAAUUUGUCGACGAGCGCAUCCUCUGCCUCGGCAGCCACGCGUCGUCCUCAAAUCCAAAUAUCGUCAAUUGCGGAAGCUCAGGCAACAACGCCGACGACACCGAACUCAGCAUCACCAAAAAACUUUCAGUAUUUAACGUUGACUGUGCGCAAGGAUGAGAUUGGCUACGGCAUGAAGGUCUCCGGUGACAAUCCAGUUUUUGUGGAGAGCGUAAAGCCUGGCGGAGCCGCUCAAAUCGCUGGUCUGGUAGCUGGCGAUAUGAUUCUAAAGGUGAAUGGUCAAGAAGUGCGCCUGGAAAAGCAUCCCACUGUGGUCAGUUUGAUUAAAGCAUCCACUGUUGUCGAGCUGGCUGUAAAACGAAGUCAUAAGAUAUCGCGACCGAGUUCAGUAGGCAUAGUGCCAUCCACCCCUGUAUUAUCCGGACGCGAUCGUACAGCAUCCAUCACAGGUCCUCAGCCAGUUGAUAGUAUAAAGCGUCGUGAAAUGGAAACGUACAAAAUCCAAACGUUGCAGAAAAUGUUGGAGCAGGAGAAACUAAAUCUGGAGCGUCUCAAAGGCGAUACGAAUAAUCCUAGCUAUAAGCUUUCCGAGGCCAAUAUACGCACAUUGCGCGACCAGUUGCGGCAGGUGGGCGCUGAGGAUGCACCGAUUAUCAAGUACCAUCCGACUGCGAACAAUAAAAACAACGCAAUGCUAACGCCCAAUCAAAUUCAGCACUUGUCUGCGUCCGCCAACACAACCACCUCCAACACCAAUACCACUCAUUAUCAACAACAACUACAUCACCAACAACAACACCACCACAUCCACAACAACAACAACAACAAUCAUCAUCAGCAACAGGCCAGCACACCACAACCGCAACCAGCACACUCCUCACCCGCAUUCCUCUCACUAUUGCCGCGUUCGCUCUCGUCGCUUUCGUUGGGCACGCGCAAGAAUAAAAUAGAGAAAGAGUUCAUAACCUCACCACUAAACAAUACCACGGACUUUUUGCAUCAUCAACGGCAGCAGCAGCAUCAGCAGCAACAUGCUACUGUGGUAACCACGCCGGAUGCAUUCAAUGCCAUGUCGCAGUCGCUGCACCAACAUACGAGCACACCAAGCAUGCAGCAGCAGCAGCAGCAACAACAGCGUAACUCGCCACAGCCAUAUUAUUACCAACAACAACAGCAACUGCAGCAGCGCUUCAAGGAGACUCCCAAAUCGGCGGCAGCCUCUAAGAGUAAGAGCAAGUUUACGAUCUCAAAGAGUCUGAUCGAAGAGGACAUUCCACCGCCAUUGCCGCAGAGAAAUCCGCCACGCCAGCUGGCUCUGGAUCUGAGCAAUGGCAACGGCUCGCCCAACAGCAGCCAUCUGUUUGCUCCCAUAUCCGAUUUGGAUCGUGCUAGCAGUCCACAGCGCAACGCCUCCCCCAUCGCUGCUAAUGGUAGCGGCAACAAUACCAACAACAACAGUCCGAGCAACGCCAAAUCGAAACGUUCGAAAACUAAAACAAAAGCCCUAUCCGAUCCCAAAAUGUCCACGCAAAUGUUCCUACAAAUGGAGACGGUGAGUGGGGCAGGAGCGGGCGGUGCGGCUGCCGCGGGGGGUUUUAGCACUGGCUUGGACUGUGUGCCACCGCCACUGCCGCCGCGACAGCCGGGCAUGCUGGUGGAGGAGCUAAAUCGCGGCAGCUGUCAAAAUCUCAGCGGUGGUCGGGCGCCACCCAAUUCGAUAGGCACGGUUUUUAACUAUCCAUUGGUAUCAACGUGCACGGCGGUGCAAAACGAUAAUAUGGCUGCUGCGUUUCCCCUAUCGCAAAGACCUAAUAUCGUGCAACAAUUGCAGCAGCAUCAGCAACACCAACAACAACAACAACAGCUUGGCGGUGUACCCACAGCCGCACUGGGUCAGACGCCACAUUUGAGUCAAAUGAAGCAUCGACGUGUCGGCUCCUCACCAGACAAUAUGCACCCAAGACAUCCGGACCGCUUGACAAAGACGACGUCAGGUUCGUGGGAACUGGUGGAGAAGGAUGGUGAGAUAACACCCCCAGGCACACCGCCACCACCGUACCUGACCAGCUCGCACAUGUCCGUACCUGAGGAUCCGAACGAAAACUGCAGCGGAGGGUCUGGCAUAUUCGUCGAAUCACAUCAUUUCACGCCUCUGGGCGCUGCUGCAACAUCACCGCUGCCUCCGUCACUACAUUCCAGCCGCAUACAGGCGGCCCAAUCGAUAGACACGCAAAAAGAGAUCAUCUCCAUGGAGGAUGAGAAUUCCUCGGAUCAGGAGGAGCCAUUCAUAGACGAAAACGGACCGUUCAAUAAUCUGACACGACUUCUCGAAGUCGAAAAUGUAGUGUUCCUUGCCGUCUUCCUCAACUAUGUGCUCUCUAAUUCGGAGCCUGCGCCGCUGCUAUUCUACCUGAUUACUGAGCUAUACAAAGAGGGCACUUCCAAGGAUAUGCGCAAAUGGGCCUACGAGAUACACUCAACAUUUUUGGUCCCACGAGCUCCGCUCUCGUGGUAUCGGCAAGACGAGUCCCUCGCCCGCGAAGUUGACAAUGUUCUCCAGUCUGAAUUCGACAAGGUGGAGAUUUUGCGUACAGUUUUCCUGCGUAGCCGAAAACGCGCGAAGGACAUUAUCAGCGAGCAGCUACGUGAAUUCCAACAAAAGCGUAUGGAAGGCCUGGGAACCAUCUAUGGCCCAACCGAUGAUAAAUUGGCUGAAGCAAAGGGCGACAAGCAACGCGAACUGAUCAUUGACAAGUAUCUGAUGCCCAAUCUACAGAUAAUAAUCGAGGAAUACGAAAGAGACUUGCCACUAGAAGAUCCACGAAAACUGGCCCUUUGUUCGGCACUAUCCACUGUAAUACAUCGCAUUUUUAACACACGUUCCCAUCCCAAUAGCAUCGUGGAUCGUGUUCAUCAUUUUGUGAGUCGGGAGAAGAGCUUCAAAUCGCGUCUAAUGGGCAAAAAUCGAAAAAUGACUGUACGUGGUCAUCCAUUGGUAUUACGUCAAUACUACGAAGUGACGCACUGCAAUCAUUGUCAGACCAUUAUCUGGGGUGUCAGUCCACAAGGUUAUCACUGUACAGACUGUAAAUUGAAUAUUCACCGCCUCUGUUCGAAAAUAUUGGAAGAGAAUUGCCCUGGCCCUCUGCCCCAAGCGAAACGAAAUCCUCACAAUGACAAUAAAAUUAGUAAAUUUAUGGGUAAAAUACGACCACGUACAAGCGAUUUUAUUGCCAAUGAGAAACGCGCACGUCAGGAUGAGGAUAUGGACGUGGAUUUUAGCAAUGGUAAGGCCGUUACAGAAAGUGAAAUACCUUUUUCAAAGCGCCUGCACAAUUCCUCGAUAGUGCGCCAACCGUCAGACCGCAGGCCGGAUGCCAACAUCUCAUUGCGCUCCAAUGGCAAUGCCUCCGCAAAUAGUUCGGCCCUCAAUAGCAGCGACCUACAGAGCUCCUUCCAUGCCGCCAGCAGCGCCAACGACAGCAUUGGCGGCAGUGGCAGCUGCACAGCUGGACCCUCCGAACUAACAACCAGCACAGGUUCUACCGCUUUGGUGAGCAGCUUGUUGGGUGCUGUGGGACUGAGCGGUGCCACUUCUGGGGAUUUGAAUGCGCAGGACGCAGAUGCACAGAACAAGGAUGCGCGCAGGGAACGCUACCAUCAACACCCGCAGCACAAGAGUGCACCCGUAUCGGUGAAUCGGUCCGAGUCGUAUAAGGAGCGUUUAACAAGCAAGCGUAAUCGCAACAGUCGUCGUAAGACCUCCGAUCCAAGUUUGCCGUCACGUCCCAACGAUGAUCAACCAGACUUGGGUCUCUCAAAUUCCAACCACACAGCCAGUUCCGAUUCUAGUCUCUCCUGUGGCUCUGAGAGUCCCAGCACCUCAAUGGAACAGGUUGGCGGGGGCGCCGCGGCCGGUGCGACCGCAACACAAUCCGCCAUAUCGUCCAGCUUGCAUCCUCAUCUGCAGAUACAGCAACAUGCGCAUCAGAAUAGUCACAGUCACUCCGAUUCGUUUCAUGGCAGUCUGGGCAGUGCAGGCAGUGGGCCCGUAGGCCAGCUACGUCAAUGGAACUUUGAAAGUAGCGACGAGGAUGAUCUCAAUGAGGCCGAUUGGAGUUCCAUGGUGGCAGCCGACAUGCUAGCAGCGUUAACUGAUGCAGAGAAGAAGCGACAAGAGAUUAUCAAUGAAAUCUACCACACGGAACGCAGUUAUGUUCGCACCCUCAAGCUGCUCGAUCGCCUGUUUUUCCUGCCACUGUACGAGAGCGGUUUGUUGUCCCAGGACCAUCUGUUGUUGCUCUUUCCGCCCGCACUGUUGUCGCUGCGCGAACUGCAUGGCAACUUCGAGCAGAAGCUGAAGCAACGACGGCUCGAACACAACCAUGUGGUGAACCACAUUGGUGACCUUCUCGCCGACAUGUUUGAUGGUCAGUCGGGCGAGCAGCUGCGCGAGCAUGCAGUUCAGUUCUGUGCGCGUCAGAAAAUCGCGCUCGAAGCACUCAAGGAGAAACGGCACAAGGACGAGCAGCUGCAGAAAUUGCUGCGCAAAUCUGAAUCGCACAAGGCGUGUCGCCGCCUGGAGCUAAAGGAUUUGCUGCCCACAGUACUGCAACGUCUAACCAAAUAUCCCUUGUUGUUUGGGAAUCUGUACAAGGUCACUGUACGGGUGUUGCCCGAAAACACCAGUGAAGCGGAGGCCAUACAGUGUGCCCUGGAGUCGACUAAAAGGAUACUGGUUGAGGUCAACAAGGCUGUGAAGACUACCGAGGAUGCGCAUAAAUUGCAAAACAUCCAGAGAAAAUUGGACAAGUCCUCUUUGGACAAGGAUAGUGAACUGAAGAAGCUCGACUUGACACAGCAUCGUCUUAUGUACGAUGGUAAUCUGACCAUGAAGAAGAAUCCAAGUAUACAACUACAUGGCUUGCUCUUUGAAAAUAUGAUUGUAUUGCUUACCAAACAGGACGAUAAAUACUUGCUUAAGAAUCUUCAUAUACCGCCGGCUGCUAACAAUAAGCCUGUGCCCGUCAGUCCCGUCAUGACCAUUGAUUCGGAAACUUUGGUGCGUCAAGAGGCUGCCGAUAAGAACUCGUUCUUUUUGAUCAAAACGAAGACUUCACAAAUGUUGGAGCUGCGCGCGCCUACCGGCUCAGAAUGCAAGACAUGGUUCAAGCAUAUAUCGGAUGCAGCCGCCCAACAGUACAAGCCGCGCUCCAAGAACGCCAACAACCAUGACACAACUGUUGAUGAUCCCGCCAUUGCCACCAUACCGCAUUCCAAUACCAAGGAGUCGCUGGAGCUGACGCCCGAGCGCAUGCCACAACCAGCGACAGCCACCGUCACAACAACACCACUGGCGCCGCUGUUGCCGGUGGCAACCGCAACCGCAGCACCCCUGGCCAAUAGCAGCUACGAUGGUGGCGUACAGCUACGAAAUGGACGACGGGAGAGCACGCCCAGCUCCCUAGGUGACCACGGCAGUUACUUCAAUUUGACAAGCGCAGCGGCCAAGCAGAGACUCAGUCACAAUGAGACGGGCGCGAUUAAUCGCACCAUGUCCACGCGCAGUUGUGGUGAGGCCAUCAACAAUAGCAACAACAACCAUUAUGGAGCUGGUGGAGCUGGUUUGGAUCUGAAUGGCGUGGCUUUGCGUCACACGCAAUCUGCACGUCAUGCCAAUGGCAAUGGCAGCGGCGAGUCGAAUGAAGAGCGCUCCUCCACUUACGGUCUGGUGGGUGGGCCCUCGAAACGGGACAGCGCGAGCAUAGUCUGCUCGAAUAACUCCAACGACACGCGGACGCUGCUCAUGCAAUCGCCCUUGGUAGACCCCACGGCCAUACAGAUCAGCAUUAGUCCAGCCCACACCGCCGAACCGGUGUUGACGCCGGGCGAGAAAUUGCGCCGCCUAGACGCCGCCAUACGCGAUGGUCUUCUGGAGAAGCAAAAGAUUAUUUGUGAUAUCUUCCGCUUGCCCGUGGAGCACUUUAACGAGAUUGUCGACAUUGCUAUGAUGCCCGAAGCUCCCAAAGACAGUGCAGACAUUGCGCUGGCCGCAUACGAUCAGGUCCAAUCGUUGACUAAGGUCCUCAACGAGUACAUGCAUGUGACCCCGGAGCAACAAAUAUCGGCAGUCUCGACUGCCAUCUGCGAUCAGUGCCACGGAAAGGAGAAAGAGAAACUUCUGCGCAAGUCAGCGACACCAGCGUCCGUGUCUACCGUGCAUUCGUCCUCCGCCUCUUCGCCGCCACCGCCGCCGCUGCCGCCUCCAAACAAGCAGCCAGCACAGCAGCAAACGCCCAAAUCAAAGGCCAUGCCCAAGCUCCAUACACCCGUGGUGGUAGAUGAGGUGGCGAUACAUGAAGAUGACGACGGCUACUGCGAAAUUGAUGAGCUGCGCUUGCCGGCCAUACCGGCCAAGUCGCCAUCGGCGCCGUCAGGGCCCAGCACACCAUUGGCGCCUUUCAAGUCGCCCCCCAACAACAACAACAACGCAGAACAACCAGCUCUAUCCAACAGCAACAACGCAAGUGGCCAGAGCAACAGCCCUGAGCUGAUCAAACGCCAAAGCACCAUUAGCGCCGAUAGCAUUCCCGAAGAAUCCGCAGAUGAGUUGCAUAAAGCACUUACCGGUGAGACGUCCAACUUGGAGAAGGAGCCAACCACAACUGUGGAAGAUGCUGCUGCCGAUGCUGGUGUUGACGCAGAAAGAGCAGAGGCUGUUGCCGAGGCUAUUGCUGAAAAGGUAAAGACAAUAAAAACGGAGGGUCUUGCGGAAGUUGAGGCAGCCGCAGGUGUCCACGAUGUCAUGGCCACAGUUGAGGCUGUGGAGUCAACCGCUGACAGCACGACCAUAACAACAGUCGCAGCACCACCUUCGACAGCCGAGCCGCAAAGUCACAAGAUUCUAGAGACCAGCACCACAAAUGUGGAGGAGGCAGCGAACAGUUCCAGCAGCGAGCAUAUCGAGGUCAACGAUGUCUACGAUACUUUGGUCGCACCCAAGCCGCAUGUCACGCUCUCCACAACAACAACAACAACAGUAACAACAUCCACGGCCGAGCCGCAAAGUUUCAAGAGUGAGGAGAUCAGCACCAGCACCACCGCAGCUUUGGAGGAGGGAGGAACUGCAGAAAAUACAGCGAACAGUACCAACAGCAAGCAUAUUGAACUCAAUGAUGUCUAUGAUACUUUGGCCGCACUGAACAAGGCGCAUGUAACGCUCUCCAUGAUUGACAAUUCAACACAAACGGCACAGCCACUGCUGUUGCCCAUGUCGCCCACUACUAAGGCCCCUGGUGCCACAACAUCCACCGGAACCGGGACCACCUGCGGACCCAAUCGCUUGCUACACGCCAGCUCCCUGGAGCCGAGCGUGCCAUGCCACGCGCUCAGUAACAUUGUCAGCGUGCUGAACGAACAAAUUUCGCUGCUCUUGCCCAAGAUCAACGAACGGGAUAUGGAACGCGAGCGGUUGCGCAAAGAGAAUCAGCACUUGCGAGAGCUGCUGAGUGCGAUGCAUGAACGUAAUCGAGUUGAUGCAACAAAGGAAACUCCAACUGACAUCAGGACCAUACUGCUGGCGGCUGAUGCAGAAUUUGAGGACGAAAUCGAUGCCGUUUCCAAUACAUCGCUGACACCAACGCCGACGCCUUUGCCACCGACCACGCCCGCCGGCAGCAGCGGAAAUUCGACCACCAUUGGCGGCGAGUCGGAGCAUUAAGUUUGUAAGGGGCGCGCAUUUUUGACGGGGGAUAUAACCGCCGACUUCUUGGUAUUUGUUUGUUUUUUAUAAAUAUUUAUAUAUAUGUAUGUACACUCAUAUAUAACCUAUACAAGUACAUAUAUGAAAGCACGCCUUUGGCCAAUUGAAUUGGUGGCGUCUCUAUUUCUCGUUGAACACUGUGUAGACAGAGCAUUUCUACUGCUUAUAUAAAUAUUGUGUGUGUAGUUUCCCCGCCCCCCCACACACACUUUCUCCCACCCUGUCGCGCACACACACUCGCACACGGUCUUGGUGUUACGCAUAAAGGUCUAUUAUAUAGUAUUGGGAUUGAAAUAAGCUUUCCAUUAAAUAAUGAAAUAUAAUACGCGUCUAUUCCAUUUGAUUAACUCACAACAGAAACAAAUACAAAUAAAGGAGCAACCUAUUGAUGUAAAUGUUGAUAUUUUUCGCUAACAACUAAUUAUAUUUAUAUACAAAUAUACUUAUAUGAAAAGAAAAGGAAAACCAUACACGUAUAUAACUAAAUAAAUAUUUUGAUCUAGCACAAAUAAAUAACAAAUAACGGCUAUAUAUAUAUAUAUAUAUACAUAUAUAUAUACGCUUAUACAUACAUACCCACAUACUAUACAUAAUUAGAACAAUACUUGAUAUGUUAAUGUGCCCCAAAAAAUGAACGUACUAUAUACUAUACAUAUGUAUUUAAUGAGCCCAUCUGACGAUUUUAAUGCGAGAUCGAAUGGUAUUGAGUUGAUGAGUAAUUAUUGGUGAUGCCAAGAACAUGGUCUUGGAGGUAGCUCAGACCUUAAAAUAAGUGGCAAGGAUGCAUUUGAUGCACGACCAGAAUUUCAGAGCUUUGGCCGAUAUCUUGGAUUAGUAGUAGGGACCUCUUCUUCGUACUCUUCCUCGAUGUAUGUAGUUUAGAGCGGUAAAAAUGUUACUCUUGUUUGUUUUUAAAUGUAGCGACGAGACGAGAGCCAUAAAGAAAAAAAAGGUAGCAACAAAAUAAACACAUAGGGAGCAUGUCGAUUCUGUCCCAACAAACAAUGAAAACCAGAAAAAUUGUAUUGCCUUUAAAAGCAUCACGCGUUUGUGUGUUGGUCUUUAUAAUUUUCUCAAAAUCAAAAGCCAAUUUCUCCACUUUGUGCAGUGAAGGUGAGACGCAGCCUUAGCCUUUUGGGACCGACCUAGAGGAGUCCUGUAAUACACUUUGAGCAAAGCUUUUAUUUUUGUUUUGAAAACAAAAGCAAACCCACAAAAUACCCAACAUUUUACAUUACAAAUAUAUACAUUUUUGGAUUUUUUUAAGUAAGAGAAUUUGUUGAAUGCUAAAAUAAAAAUACAAUUUAUAAAUAUGUAUUACUAUAUUUAAUGUAAUUGAAUGUACCAAUUAGUUGAUAGCAAAUAAAUAAUUAAUAUUGUAAACACA